Knipowitschia caucasica is the source of this 279-nucleotide messenger RNA. The record is from the annotation of a GenBank genome assembly. NCBI's taxonomy places the organism in Eukaryota, Metazoa, Chordata, Actinopteri, Gobiiformes, Gobiidae.
AUGCGUGUGAGCGAGACUGUCCUCAGAGCGCGCUCCAAACGAUGCCACAGCUGCAAAGGUGGAGGAGCUGGAGGUGGAGGAGCUGCAAGUGAGGAGCUGGAGGUGGACGAGCUGGAGGUGGAAGAGCUGGAGGAGCUGGAGGUGGAGGAGCUGCAAGAGCUGGAGGUGGUGGAGCUGGAGGAGCUGGAGGUGGAGCUGGAGGUGGAGGAGCUGGAGGUGGAAGAGCUGGAGGAGCUGGAGGUGGAGGAGCUGCUGGUGAGCUGGAGGUGGAGGAGCUGA